CACACACACACACACACACUUGCUCUAUACAGAAGCUGGUGAUCUUUAUUAACCCUUUAUUAUUUUUUGAUUUGUUUUGUUAUUUCGCCAUUUAAACCCAUCCCAAAGCGUUUUGGGAAACAAAUAUAAAUAAAUAUAUAAUAUCAUGUCGUUUCGGGGUCUCGGUAAAAGCACCGCUCCUCACAACCGGGCUCUCAUUGUGUCGGUGGAGAAGUUCAGCGCAUGCGCAGGACUCGGAAACCGGAGCGGCGCGGCUCGGGAUGCGAAGCGUCUGCACGCGACUCUCACUCGGAGGGGCUUCCGCGUGACCCUGCUGGACGACCUGGACGCGCGCGAGAUCAUCGAGGCAUUUAAAGCAGAGAGUGAGCAGUCAGUGCACAGCUGUUUCGUGGGUGUGUUGUCAAGUCAUGGAGAGGAAGGAUUGAUAUUUGGAGCAGAUGGACGCCCUGUGAAACUUGCACAUAUAUACUCCCUAUUUGGAGGACCGACAAUGGCUGUCAAAAACAAACUGUUCCUAAUUCAGGCUUGUCGAGGAAAUAAACUGGAUGAUGGUGUUGAAGUAGACUCGUGUGAAGACGAUGGCGUGUUUGAAUGUCAGUCAAUCCCUGAAGAAUCGGUGGUCGCCUAUGCUACAGCUCCUGGUUACGGUGCCUACAUGAACCCAACUGGCUCUGUGUUUUUGCAGACAUUCUGUGACAUGGUGGAGGAGUUUGAAGACUGGGAGAUCACACGGUUUCUGACUCGGCUGAAUCGACGUGUAGCCUUUGAGUUUGAGGCUAAAGGACGUGAACUGCAGGGCAAAAAGGAGAUGCCGUGUUUCAUCAGUCGCCUCACUGCUGACUGUUACCCCUUCACCAACACACUGAGAGUCUCAGCCACGGAGCUGCUCAGAGACACGUACACUGCUCACAAAAACGCUAUCAGCUGAACUUACUCCUGACCUUCACAUCAUAUCAUUCAUUUGUCUACAGACUUCAGGAUGAUUUUGUGAGGAAGUGAUAACUCAUGCUGGUGCACCACAGUCAUGACACAAUCCUUUUAUUGGGUAAUGUGACUACAGGAACACCAGUGUGGUGAUCCUGUAGUCACAAGAGCUAGCCACUAGAGAGACCGUGAGAGUGUUUGCACAUAUUUAACAAACGCUGUAGAAUUUAUUUUUUAAAAUAUUAUACAUCAGGAAUAUAAUAGAUUUUUAUUUUAGUAAAAAACCAAGAACUGGUAGAUGUUAUUGUUAUGUAAUGUUUGCUAAUAAAUUGUCACUGUUACUACUAAACUCUGUUUAACACAAUUCAAGUAUCAAGUUUCAAGUUUUAUUUAUCAUAUACAAAUGUUUAAGUGAGGCUACAGACAAACUACAGCAAACUACAAAUAUUAAACUAUAAACGAUAUUAAACACUAAAGAGAAGAGGAGAAAAACUAAGGCAGAAAAAGUUAUAAUUAUUUACAAGUGUAUGCAGAAGUAUAUAUAUAUAUACAGUAUAUAUAUACCACCAAAUGAAGCAAUGAAAAAAUAAUUGUUGUUUUUGUUUUUUUGUCCCAUUUUGUAAUGUACUUGUGCACCCCAGGCUAGAAAAAUAAUUUUCAGAGAAUGAUCAGGACGACAUGGCCCGGUGAUGUGCUGGAGCUGAAAUCCAGCAUUAAUUUAUAUUUGUACACAUUAAUGACUUAUUCAGAGGUUUGUAUAAGAUUAAUGAAAUUACUUCAAAACAAGAUUUUAUAUUUUAUAUUCUUUUCAAUUAGAAUCCACUCAGUGCUUCUGAGCAUGUUCUCCACAUGAGGUUCCACAAGAUUCAUGAGGUAUUUGGAUUGUAAUUAAUGUUAACUCUUAACAGUGGCUCAGGGAAGCAAUCACCAUGAACAGUUUAACAUUUAUGUGACGAUCAGUGAACAGUUAUUACCUCAACAAUGAUGGAACUAUAAUGAAUUGACAUUUGGUACCAUCGAAUGAGGAUGAAGUUCCCCUUUGAGUCUGGUUUAUCCCACGUUUUUUCCUCAUACUAUCUCUGGGAGGUUUUUUGUUCAUUAGGAAAUAAACGUAAAGGAACUUAUUUGUGAUGCUAAAAUGUAUAUUCAUAAUCUAUUUAAUUCUGUAAAGUUGCUUUGAGACAAUGUGCGUUGAACUGAAUAUUUCUGUUAAGUGGCCAUAUAAGAAGAUAGAAACUAUAAAACCAUUAUAAAAUUAAAAUAAAAUUAUAAAAACAGUUUGACAUUACAAUUUAAACCAAUAUCACUCCAUAUUUUGCUGCCUGGUUUUUAUUUUUUUAUUCCACUCUUCAUGUUGUACAGAUUUUUUGGUUACAUUCAAGAAAUGUUUGUUUGUAAUCCAGGCACACAUGCUUUCUAAAUUCCCCCACCUGGUGCCAUGACCCGGAUAACAACACCGGCAGGUCAGAAAAUACAAAUGUAUCAUGAAUUAACAUCCAAUGUUGUAUUAAGAAAAUCGGUUCUGUAGAACACGGUAUUCACAGGCAAAUAACAAUGAAUGUAAUAUUUAACAUAACUUAUAUGACAAAA
Silurus meridionalis is the source of this 2514-nucleotide messenger RNA. RefSeq names its product caspase-3-like. Gene Ontology annotation, biological process: proteolysis. The transcript is spliced from 4 exons. The record is from RefSeq and is a predicted model, not a curated record. NCBI's taxonomy places the organism in Eukaryota, Metazoa, Chordata, Actinopteri, Siluriformes, Siluridae. The coding region runs from base 146 to 928 and encodes 260 amino acids. Gene Ontology annotation, molecular function: cysteine-type endopeptidase activity.